AUGACUAUUGACAUCGAAAAGAUUGCAGCAACCUGCGAGGGAAACCCUCGCGUGCGAGUGGCUUCGAUUUCUGUGCCAUCCCGCAGAACAUCUACAGAUAAUACGCGUUCAGUGCAGGUGCAAAGCUGCAAGUUCAGUGUCAACGAAACCGAUAUUAUGGGCCUCGAUGGCAAUUCCGGAACAUGCGAAAGUCUGGGGUGCAUGUACGAAAGAAUAUGGAGCGUCAAAGCUCUGCUUCGAUGGGCGCGGCACUUCGUCCCAGUUGCCGCUCUCCUUGGCGUUCCCGUUGCCCUUUUAGCCACCAUCUACGCAGAGAGUCGAGCAGCGGGGGUUCGGCUUCUGGGACUCUUCGUCUGGCUCGAAGUCGUCUGGGGAAGUCUGUGGAUUUCCAAACUCAUCGCAAUGCUCAUGCCAACUGCGUACGUCUUUCUCUGCGGCAUUGUCAACUCCGGCACCCGGAAAUAUCACACCGUCCUCCGAGGUAUCGAGACUUCCAUCUCGCUAAUGUUCUGGACCAUCAUUGCUUAUGCCACCGUCGUACCUGUAUGCAUGGCAUUUGACUCCAAUAUACCUACUCCCGACUGGGUAUCGAUCUUACAGAAGGUCGCGUUGGCUUCCAUUGCUGUCGCCGCCAUGGUCCUCGUCCAACGCUUCGUCAUUCAGCUCAUCAACAUCACAUACUCCGCAAAACAAUUCACCACACGUAUUUCAGAGUCCAAGCGCCAAAUCGCCAUGCUAGACACCCUCUACGCAUCUUCGACGCGCAUGUAUCCGCCAUUUUGCGAUCGUUUCGCCCAAGAGGACUACACCAUCAUCACCGGCGAAGUCGAGCAGAAGGACAGCUCACCAAGCAAGCUUCUGGCCAAUGUGCGACUGGCAGGGCGGGAGGUUGCACAGGCCUUCGGCCAGAUGACAGCAGAUAUUUCCGGCAACAAUUCGCUGUUCAACACCCAAGCCGCUCACACCAUUGUCACAGAAGCGCUUGAAGCCGCCGCUUCAUCUGCCGCUCUUGCUCGACGUAUCUGGAAGUCAUUCGCCCCUUUGACGGGGGAUGCUCUGACACAAAAAGAUCUCGAAAAGGCAUUUACUGCUGAUCGUAUCCGUGACGUUGAAGAGCUAUUUGCUCUGCUCGACGUAGACCAGAACGGCGAUGUCAGCUUGGAGGAGAUGAUCUCGACAGUCAUACGCAUCGGCCAAGAGCGCAUCUCAAUCUGGAAGAGUACCCACGACAUCAAGUCUGCCGUGCUAGUCCUGGACCGUUUCCUCCAGGUUUUCAUCCUCAUAGGUACUGGUCUCAUAUACGCCGCCUUUUUCAGCAACUCUUUCUCGACUUAUAUUGCCAGCAUCGGCACUCAGCUUGCCGCCGUCUCUUUCGCCAUUUCAGGGACUGUACAGGAGUUUCUCGGCUCGUGCAUUUUCAUCUUCGUGAAGCACCCCUUUGACGUGGGCGAUCGCGUGAUAAUCGACGGCCACGAGUUGACCGUGGAGAAAAUUUCGCUGCUGUAUUCCGUUUUUCAAAAGGUAGGCUCCAACAAAACGACACAGGUUCCCAACAUCAAUCUCAACAGCAUGUGGGUGGACAAUGUGUCCCGAAGCAGGGGUCUACGAGAGCGCAUUAAAGUGCAAAUUGCAGCCGACACCAGCUUUGAUGACGUUGAGAAUUUGAGAAGACGGAUACGCGAUGAGAUUAGUGCCCCUGAGAAUCGCCGGGACUUUCGUCCGGAUGUAGACGUUGAACUUGUCUCUAUUGGCGAUAUGAGCAAGCUUGAGGUCUAUGUCGAGGCUGAGCACAAGUCGAAUUGGAAUAAUGAGAAGACGCGUCGCAUACGUCGCAAUAAGCUCAUGACAUCUGUGGUGGGAUCCCUUCGUGCUGUUUCGAUUCAUGGACCAGGCGGGGGUAGCGCUACCCUGGGCGAUCCAGCCAGAUCAACUUAUCAAGUCGUUGUGAGUGAAGAGGUAGCCGCGGCGGCAGCUAGAGAUUCCCAACAUGAGAAGAGCGCGCUCAAAAGUGUUUCUCCUGUAUCAGGUUCCAAUGAUGAUGAUCAAGAGUCGUUCACAGGCAUGACACGGCGCAGGUAA
This is a messenger RNA of Colletotrichum gloeosporioides, 2079 nucleotides long. RefSeq names its product putative MscS family protein. The coding region runs from base 1 to 2079 and encodes 692 amino acids. NCBI's taxonomy places the organism in Eukaryota, Fungi, Ascomycota, Sordariomycetes, Glomerellales, Glomerellaceae. Gene Ontology annotation, molecular function: calcium ion binding; calcium channel activity. Gene Ontology annotation, biological process: intracellular calcium ion homeostasis; calcium ion transmembrane transport. The record is from RefSeq and is a predicted model, not a curated record. Gene Ontology annotation, cellular component: membrane. The transcript is spliced from 2 exons.